This is a messenger RNA of Pseudopodoces humilis (Tibetan ground-tit), 4777 nucleotides long. It is a transcript of the gene DACT1, whose product is annotated as dishevelled binding antagonist of beta catenin 1. The record is from RefSeq and is a predicted model, not a curated record. Gene Ontology annotation, biological process: regulation of Wnt signaling pathway, planar cell polarity pathway; negative regulation of canonical Wnt signaling pathway; negative regulation of JNK cascade. Gene Ontology annotation, cellular component: cytoplasm. Lineage: Eukaryota; Metazoa; Chordata; Aves; Passeriformes; Paridae.
GGCCGCCCCCUCCCCGGCGAUGAAGGCGAGCCCCGUGGCGAGCGCCGCGGCGGCGGCGGGGCCGGGGCAGGCGGCGGGGGGAGCCGCGGGGGCGCCGCGGGAGCCCGAUGCGCGCUGGAGGGAGAAGGGCGAAGCGGAGGCGGAGCGGCAGCGCACCCGGGAGCGGCUGGAAGCCACGCUAGCCGGGCUGGGCGAGCUGGAGUACCUGCGGCAGCGGCAGGAGCUGCUGGUGAAGAGCCUCCUGCUGCGGCGGCCGGCGGGAGCGGGGCCCGGGGCGCAGGGCGGCCGCGGGGAGCCGCCGGGAGAGGGGCCGCCGCCGCGCAGCCUGGAGGAGAAGUUCCUGGAGGAGAACAUCCUCCUCCUGCGGAGGCAGCUGAACUGCUUGAGGAGGAGGGAUGCUGGGUUAUUAAAUCAGUUGCAAGAGCUGGAUAAGCAAAUAAGUGAUCUCCGCCUGGACGUGGAAAAAACGACAGAUGAGCACCUGGAGACAGACAGUCGUCCAAGUUCAGGGUUUUAUGAGCUGAGUGAUGGAGCUUCUGGAUCGCUUUCCAAUUCAUCUAACUCUGUCUUCAGUGAGUGUUUAUCCAGUUGCCAUUCUAGCACUUGCUUUUGCAGCCCUUUGGAGGCAACACUGAAUAUCUCAGAUGGACGCCCUAAAUCUGCAGAUCUCAUAGGCUGGAUGGACUAUAAUAAGGAAGGCCAGCAUGAGGACCAGACCGCAGGCUCUGUCUGUCGCUCUUUAUCCACACCGCACUCAAAUUCCCUCGAUGUCGUUGCAGAUGUACAUCCCAAGUACCAGUGCGAUCUGGUGUCUAAAAACGGGAACGACAUCUACCGCUACCCCAGCCCGCUCCACGCUGUGGCUGUGCAGAGCCCCAUGUUCCUUCUCCCCGUGACUGAGAACCCCCAGCGAGAAGAGGAGAGGCUCGCUGGCGAUAUGAGCGACGUUUGCACUCCAUCCGAAAUGGACUCGGGACAAUCCGCCAACGCCUUCCCCCCGCAGAGCUCCUGGCCGGCUCCGUGCCCUUCCACCAGCAAGAGGAUAGACAGCUACAUCUUAAGCCUGGUUCAGAAAAAGACUCACGCAGUAAGGACUAACAAACCCCGGACGAGUCUCAACGCCGAUGCCACCAAAGGGAUCUUGAGGCAUGGGAGCAUGUGCGUCCGGCCGCCGGCAGCAAUGGUGGCCCACGGCAACGUGGUGAACCUGAAGGGCUCCAAGCCAGUGUGUUUGCCUCCCGGUGGGACCCCCGCUCUGGAUCACACGGCUCCCUCCCCGUUAAAGCAGAGGCCAAGGGAGCCGGCUGGGGAGCAGCUGGAGAGUAGGAAGGCCCCAUUGCCGGCAGCUUUCCCACCCGGCACAGCAGCGGAACUCCAGAGCAAGCACCUGCCACGGGGCGUCAAACCGGCACCGCCGGAGCUGGGCCGCAGCACCGCGACCACGGCCGGGGACGUCCCCAAGGAGAACGGCCAGCUCUUUGCUGCGUCUCCCAAAGAGACCCCAGGGAAGCCGGUGGUGCUGCAGCCAGAGAACAGGGUCAGCCAGCCUCCCAAAAAGAUCCUGUUGAAGAGCAGCUUGCAGGCGGCUCGCUCCUCGUCACCGGCCGUCGAGGAGAGGCCCGCGCUGGAUUUCAAAAGCGAGGGCUCUUCCUCACAGAGCCUGGACGACGGGCUGCUGGUGAACGCCCAGUACAUCCCGGCCCAGCAGCAGAGCAUGAAGCUUCACAAAGGCACCCGGAACGUCAAGAUUUUGAAAAGCUCUGCGUUGAAACACAGGUCCCACCUUGCCAGCGGGGUGGAAAACAGCUCACAGACCUUGCGGGAGAAAGCCAAACUGGCCGGCAAGAAGUGCCGCUUUCCUGAGGAGUUGGAUACAAAUAAGAAACUGAAAAAGCCCUCGUCACGGGGGAAGAGAGGCAGCGGCUUGCCACUGGAGCCGAGCCUCCCGGGCCGGCAGGCCGGCCUGCACAGAUCUGCCCUCCGCUCCCAUGGGCACGGCCGGGAGGUUGUGGUGGCCAAGCCCAAACACAAGCGUGCCGAUUACCGCCGCUGGAAGUCCUCGGCAGAGAUCUCCUACGAGGAGGCCCUGCGGAGGGCGAGGAGGAACCGGCGGGAGGGCGUGGGGGUCUACUCACAGGUGCCCCUGCCCUAUGUCAGCCCCUAUGCCUACGUGGCCAGCGACUCGGAGUACUCAGCUGAGUGCGAGUCCUUGUUCCACUCCACCGUGGUGGACACGAGCGAGGACGAGCAGAGCAACUACACCACGAACUGCUUUGGAGACAGCGAGUCAAGCCUGAGCGAGGUGGAGUUUGUAGGGGAGAGCACGACCACCAGCGACUCUGAUGAGAGCGGGGGCCUGAUUUGGUCUCAGUUUGUCCAGACACUCCCCAUCCAAACAGUCACGGCGCCGGAGCUGCAUGAAAAUGCGGCCAAGGCCUUUGUCAAAAUCAAAGCCUCCCAUAACCUCAAGAAGAAGAUCCUCCGCUUUCGGUCAGGCUCCCUGAAGCUCAUGACGACGGUCUAGUGAGGUGACUUGGUGGAAUGUAUCUGCUUCUGCUUUCAGAAGCAAGGUGCUUUUUUUUGUACAUAUUUCCACAGAUUUUUUUUUUUUUUUAAUACAAAUAUUUAAAACUUAAGGUAAAUUAUGUCACUUGUCUUCAGAACUUGGGUGGAUACUAGUGCCUUUUAUGUGGAAAUAAAAGACCAUUACACUUGUUUAAAAAAACCCAACACAACACUGCCAUUUCAGUGGUGAACAGCCUCCAGCGCAUGAUAUCAGAAGGCUUCAAGAAAAGGCUAAAAUGUUUCUGGGAAUGGAUCUUCCUUGCCUAGUUUUUCCAGUUCUGGGUCUUAUAGAGGAUAUCAACAGCUUAAGGUCAUAAGUUUUUAGGGAAUAAAGGGGAGGGAGUGAGGGUGGUUCUUCAUGUUUUUGCUUGUCCCUUUCUGCUGCUGCUCUUACCACAUCUUGAACUUUUUCCUUCUGGUACUCUGGUCUGUUGUUUUGGUUUUUUUUCCUUGUUGAUUCUUUUCUUGAAACUCACUCCUGUCCUCCCCCAGCCUUCCCCCACCAGGAAAGGGUUCCUGUUCAAUCUGUCUCCGAGGUUAAGUCGCCUUCCCUGGAGUGCACUUUGCUCCGAUCUCCUGGGAGUCCCGCUGUGGAUGGCGGUGGUGUCCAGAGUAAACUGCAGCUGGAGCAGAUGACCAAGGCUUAGUAACUUCAUUAUAUUGUGUAAAACUGCUUUUAAAAAAGAAAAAAAAAAAACCCAUAUGCAUGUCACGUGCAUGAGUAUCAGUAGUUUUAAUAUUCCUGUUGAUGUCCAAUUUACUGUACAUCAUCAAUGGCUGUUUUUAUAUAUAUAUAUAUCAUUGUGUAAAUUAAUAUAAUACAUCAUAUGCUGUAAUAAACAGUCUGUUUUAAUACUUUUUAAAGUUUGUUACAUUGGUGCAGACCCAGUCAGUGCUUUUAUAUUGGUGUUGUCACCACUUAGAUGUCUCCUGAGGUGACCUGUUCACAUUCCUUGCAUUUAGCCAUGUAGGAAAUGGGACAAAUUUAAAAUGCUGCUGUGGAUGUGACCUGUGCUUUGAGGGAAUAGACCUGUCGUGGCUCCUUUUCUCAUAGCUUGCAUUUUUCCAAGGGCAAGAUGGGAUUUAGGAGCUCAGAGGCAUCUUCAGGUUGUUGCUGAUGGGCAGCUCAUGUUUCAGAGCAGAUGGAAGUAUAAUAUUAAUCCUGCUCUCUGGGUGCUUGCAGACUUUGGUUAGUACAACCUUGGGGCAGAUGGUUGGUUUCUGUAACCAAAUCCAUCUGUGGGACACAUCAGGUGUCCCCAUGGAAUGUCCAGUAAGUGAAUCCUCAAGAGCUGUGUGCUAUGGGAGCUGGGCUGGGUGGAGGAGAGCACAGGCUGCCUGCCCAUGGUGGUCCCUCUGUAGCUUUGGCUGUUGGCUCUGUUCCAGCCCUAGCAGGGUCAUGGAAGGUGACAAUUGCAUCACCCACUGGUCUCUGUCUCAGGUUCUUCCCAUGGGACUGGAGGGGAGUCUGGCAGCAAAGGAGAAAGAUGCCCUCCAUAAGUAACACUGCUUCUAUUCACAACAAAAGCUUUGGAGCUGCCUGGUGGGAAGGUUGGAGGUUUUGGGCUGGUUGAGCUGGUUUCUGCAGGUUCAUCUUCUGCUUUGGCAUCCACGAAGCAGCAGAAGACAGCUGGAGUGGGUGCUGUGGCUGGUGUGGAUUUCAGGGAUAUGUGUGCAGCAUAGCAAGGUCUGAGCAGAGCUUUCCUUUGUGGUUCCUCUGUGUCCUUCCUGCUGUCACCCAGCUGAAAGGCAGAACAGUUUUUAACCAGGUUUCCUUGCAUUGCAAAUGUAGAAGGGAAAGAUCCACUCAGAAUUAAACAUCUCAGAAUUAAACAUCUCAGGGAGCAGCUCCUGAGACAGUGGGAACACUUUUCCUAACAGGCACAUUUUAUUUUUUUAUCUGCAGUAUGGUAAUUCCCUAUUCAUAAUGUCUGAAAUUAUUCUUUUCCUAAUUGUGUUUUUUUUUUGGUGUUUUGGGGUUUUUUGGGUUUGUUUUGGUUUGUUUUUUUUGUUGUUGUUUGGUUUGGUGUUUUGUUGGUUUUUUGGUUUUUUUCAAGCAGUGGAAAAUUGGUUUCUAUAAGGGUUUUGCAGUACAUCACCAGGUUGUGGAUUCAGUGACCUAGAAAGUCCUUGCACUUCCACCUCCCAUGAAACAGCAAAAGCUGGAAGUCCUCUUAUCUGCUCAUAACUCUCCUAUUACUUUAUACAUGGA